UUCAAGCGCUACGCCGAAGCGUUGCAGAACGUGUGAUGAGCCCAACGGUCCCAGGAAGCAGCACUGCUUAUUUCAUAUUUUAUAAUAUUUACGAAGGGGGAUGCGUUGAAUUUUGAGGUCAGGGUUUACAAAUGAAGACAUUAAAAUAUUUUCUAAUUAAUUCAGGUUAGCUUUUUGUGAACGUCAGAGGAUUUUUGUUAUGAUUUGGCGUUAAUAUCGGCGAUGUUUACUGUGCAGCCCGAUAGGUUUCUCCAAAGGGUAGCCAGUAACUGGAGCGUGUAGCUUUAGGCUGCCUAAAUAUCAGUCAGAAAAAUACGAAAUAAGACAUUAUAAUUCUUCACCUGGGCCGUGGCUGGCGACAAGGCCAAUAAUUGACUCUGGAGCAGGACACGGAGGAUAGUAUGGCCAUGACGGGAGGGACUGCAGCUGCCCUUCCCAUGAGCAACCACACCCGAGAGAGGGUGACCGUGGCCAAGCUGACACUGGAAAACUUCUACAGCACUCUGCUCACCCAGCAUGAGGAACGCGAGAUGAGGCAGAAAAAGUUGGAGAAGGCAAUGGAAGAGGAGGGUUUACCAGAUGAGGAGAAAGUAAUGCGACGCUCCCAGCAUGCCCGUAAGGAGACCGAGUUUUUGCGACUGAAGAGGACGCGACUGGGCUUGGAUGACUUUGAGUCCCUUAAAGUUAUUGGACGAGGCGCUUUUGGAGAGGUGCGUUUGGUGCAGAAAAAAGACACGGGGCACAUUUACGCCAUGAAGAUAUUGAGAAAAGCAGACAUGCUUGAAAAGGAACAAGUUGCUCAUAUCCGGGCAGAAAGGGAUAUUCUGGUGGAGGCAGAUGGCGCCUGGGUGGUCAAGAUGUUUUACAGCUUCCAGGACAAGAGGAACCUCUACCUUAUCAUGGAGUUCCUGCCUGGAGGUGACAUGAUGACCCUGCUGAUGAAGAAGGACACUCUGUCUGAAGAGGCCACCCAGUUCUAUAUCGCAGAGACAGUUUUGGCCAUCGACUCCAUCCACCAGCUGGGCUUCAUCCACAGAGACAUCAAACCUGACAACCUGCUGCUGGACUCGAGGGGACACGUGAAGCUGUCAGAUUUUGGCCUGUGUACGGGACUGAAGAAGGCUCAUCGCACAGAAUUUUACAGGAACCUGACGCACAACCCACCCAGUGAUUUCUCCUUUCAAAAUAUGAACUCCAAGAGGAAAGCAGAAACCUGGAAGAAGAACCGGAGGCAGCUGGCUUAUUCCACUGUGGGAACGCCUGACUACAUUGCUCCUGAGGUCUUCAUGCAGACGGGAUACAACAAACUGUGUGACUGGUGGUCUCUGGGUGUCAUCAUGUAUGAAAUGCUCAUCGGUUAUCCACCCUUCUGCUCAGAGACUCCGCAGGAGACUUACAGGAAGGUGAUGAACUGGAAGGAAACCCUAGUCUUCCCACCUGAAGUACCCAUCUCAGAAAGGGCCAAAGACUUGAUAUUAAGGUAUUGCACUGAUGCUGAGAACAGGAUUGGAGCUGUGAGUGUGGAGGAGAUCAAGAGUCAUCCGUUCUUCGAGUCGGUGGAUUGGGAGCACAUCAGGGAGAGACCAGCAGCUAUCUCCAUUGAAAUCAAGAGCAUUGACGACACCUCCAACUUUGAUGACUUCCCUGAAUCAGACAUCCUUCAGCCAGCCAAUGCGACAGAGCCAGACUUCAAGUCAAAGGACUGGGUGUUCCUCAACUACACAUACAAACGCUUCGAGGGUCUGACUCAGCGAGGCACCAUCCCCACAUACAUGAAGUCAGGGAAGGCCUGACACACUCAACCAGGGUGAAAGCAUUUUGGAGAUAAAAAUGAACGUUUACGGACACAGGGUCGGGCACGGGAGCCCUGCUGGUGCUGAAGGCUGGGCUGUCAGCCUCUCAGUCUAAAUUUAACCCUCAUCACAAUUUAUUUAGGUCUGCUCAGCCGCCGCAAGAGAUAAAAAAUAAGGGUUCGAAAAAUAAGGAGCAUUACCGCAUUACCUCGGUUGUUUAUAUCGUGUACAUGUGCUGUCUUUAGCCAUAGCUCUCAGGCCAGCUCACUAACUAGGACACUAAAUCAGCAUAUCUGCAUGUUCAGCAGGAUAUUGCUUCUGGAGAGAAUUUUUUUAUACUGCCAGAGCUGAUGGUGCAAAUGAGUCUUGAUUACAAAUCACUCCUCUGACCUCUUUGCAUUGGUAAGUUUCAUCACUGGUGGCUAAAUUAGCUCUGAUGCAAAGAAUUCUUGAUACAGAAGACGUGCUCUAUACACUGUAGUCAAAGUCUGGAUUAUGGGUAAGAACAGGAACCCCUCAUUUGUUCUCUGUUCAUGGAUUUAAAGGAAUGUUCCAGCACGAUUUCCAGUGUUUUUUUGCUUCUGCUUCAGCUCACAAAAGCUUUAAGUGUGAAAAAUGUAUCUUAUAUUUUAGUUUCGUUUUUGGCUGGCAGAAGAAUUCUGUUUUGGUUUAACUGUUGGCUUGACUGGGUUGUGAUUAACAGGAGGUGGAGCCUGGUGUUAGGAAAAUGCCAGUAGAUCCCAAUGAAAGCUGGAAUCAAAAAUUGUCUGAGACAAUUGUCAGAAUGUGUAGAAUGACAGAAUUGUUGAUAUAUGCAUUUGGGUUAAAGAAUAGGCUUGCAGACAGAUUUUUAGCCAUGCUAGCGGUGUGGCUGGGAGUGUUAGUCCACCAUUUUGGUCCACACUGAAAUAUCACAAUAACUAUGAGAGAAAUUGCCAUGAAAUUUGAUACCGACAUUCAUGCCUCCCUCAGGAUGAUUUGUUAUAACUUUGUGAUCCCUUAAUUUUUCAUCUGUCACCAUCAUUGACCAAAUACUGUACCUCUAAAACUAAUGGCAUUCAGUCUCAGCUGUAACUUGCCACUGAAGUACAAUUUAGCAAAUGUUAGCAAGUUUUUAAACUAAACUAAGGGGGUGAA
Xiphias gladius (swordfish) is the source of this 2930-nucleotide messenger RNA. RefSeq names its product serine/threonine-protein kinase 38-like. Gene Ontology annotation, biological process: peptidyl-serine phosphorylation; intracellular signal transduction. Lineage: Eukaryota; Metazoa; Chordata; Actinopteri; Istiophoriformes; Xiphiidae. Gene Ontology annotation, molecular function: ATP binding; protein serine/threonine kinase activity. The transcript has 14 exons. The record is from RefSeq and is a predicted model, not a curated record. Bases 402 to 1793 code for a protein of 463 amino acids.